CCCAGAUUCUCUCUUUCAUCUUCUUCUGCUUUCUAUCUUUCACUUCCUCCAAGGAAUACCACAAUCACCAAAUACCCAUCAACAAAGAGCCUAAGAAAAUGAUGAACAUGAAGAAACAACUUAACCUCCAACAUUCCUCAUCAGUUCUACUGAUCAUGAUCAUGAUCAUGAUCACCCUCUUCACCACAACCUUAGCUCAGUCACCUGCAACUGCUCCAGCCCCUUCUGUCCCAAUCCCUCCUAGCCCACCCCUUCCUGGCCCGGCCUCUCCUGGCCCAGCCCCUUCUGGCCCUACCAACAUCACAGCAAUCCUAGAAAAAGUUGGAAAGUUCAACAUCUUUAUCAGGCUACUGAAGAGCACUGGACUUGCAGACCAAAUCAACUCAGAAAUCAACAACACAAACCAAGCCAUUACCCUCUUUGCCCCACCAGACAAUGCCUUCUCCGGUCUCCCCUCAGGGACCUCCCUUAACUCCUUCACGGGUGAGCAGCAGAUAAAGUUGGUGCAGUUUCAUUUGCUCUCUACCUAUGUUUCUCCCAUACAGUUCCAGACCCUUAGUAACCCUGUUCGUACACAGGCAGGGAGUAGCCGUGAUGACCAGUUUCCAUUAAAUCUCAUCACUUCUGGCACAAAUGUGACUAUGACUACUGGAAUUGUUAAUGCCACUGUGGUCAACAAAAUCUACACAGAUGGGCAGUUGGCUGUGUACGAAGUGGAUAAAGUUCUCCUUCCUAGGCAAUUUUAUGUUACGCCGUCGCCGGCUCCUGCUCCAGCUCCGGCACUGCCUAAGCCAAAGAAGUCCCAACCUUUGUCUGCUGCCCCUUCAAUUUCUACUGUGGUUCCAUCUAGUGCAGUGAGUAUCUCAAGGUACAUUGGGGUUUCCUUUGCAGUUGCAGUAGUUGCAGUCAGUGCUAUAUGAAUCAGAAUUUAUGAUCAUCAUCUAGAGUGAUCAAAGAUGCAAUGAGUGGGUUUUGAAUAAUUUGGGGAUCUCUAGCUCUUUGUUCUUGAAUCCUUUUGCAGUUCCAUUUGAAUGUUUUUGCUGUUAUGAGAUGGGUCUGUUGUGAUCAAAUAUUGUUGGGUUGAUCCCUUUUUAAUUUGAGAUUUAUUUUAUUUUAUUUUUCUUCUUUAUAUCAUAAUAAAGAAUAGCUUUGGCUAUGGAGCCUCAA
This is a messenger RNA of Macadamia integrifolia, 1167 nucleotides long. RefSeq names its product fasciclin-like arabinogalactan protein 12. Lineage: Eukaryota; Viridiplantae; Streptophyta; Magnoliopsida; Proteales; Proteaceae. The record is from RefSeq and is a predicted model, not a curated record. The transcript has a single exon. The coding region runs from base 99 to 920 and encodes 273 amino acids.